Molecule: messenger RNA, 3609 nt
Organism: Micropterus dolomieu (smallmouth bass)
Lineage: Eukaryota; Metazoa; Chordata; Actinopteri; Centrarchiformes; Centrarchidae
Gene: zfr2
Product: zinc finger RNA binding protein 2
Exons: 19
Coding region: 71-3211 (1046 amino acids)
Cellular component (GO): precatalytic spliceosome
Molecular function (GO): single-stranded RNA binding; double-stranded RNA binding; zinc ion binding
Source: RefSeq, a predicted model, not a curated record
CUAUCUUGACGGCCAGAGUUUAGUGUUUCACUGCUGUCUGCCAGCACUUUACUGUACUGGAGAUGCCAAGAUGGCUGCAAGCAAUUAUUUCGGCUUCACACAUGGUGCCGGUCCGCAGUACAGUACCCAGCCUCCCCCGGCCUACUCCCAUCCCUCUACAGCCAGUUACAGUGUCCAGCAGGCUCCAGCUGUGGCUCAUGCAGUAACUGCAUCGUACGCUCCAGCUCCAGUCCAGGCAGCCCGGCCUGUAGUCUCUGCUCCUUACCCUGCCUAUCAGAGCCACCAGGCCCCCCCUGACUAUGCCUACAGGCAGCCAGAACCCCCAGCGCCUCCACAGCCCACCACCACCCCACAGACGUACCAGGUGUACUCCGACACGCAGGACAACUACAGCUAUGGGCGCCCUGCAGCUGUGACUACAUAUGACAAUAAACAGUACUACCAGACGAGUAUAGCUACAGCUCAGAGGACACCGGCAGAGAAUUACUACCAGACAGUGGGAGUAAAGAGCGCUUACAGUCCAGCACCCACCACUGUGUACAGCCAGCCUCCUCCUCCCCAGAGGCAGAUAACUGCCCUGAAACCUCUGGCGCCUGCCAGUGCUGUGUCUACCAGCUACAACAUCUACCCAGUGUCCACCAGUGUCCAGCAGCCGCCCACACCCAUUUCAUCCUACACCCUCGGCUCCUCCUUCGGCUCCACUGUUGCAGCCACCACCUACUCAGGCAUUAGCUACUCCAGUUAUGAUUCAACUGGCUACACCUCCACAUCCGCUCCCUCCUAUUACCAGCCAGCCCAGCAGACUCUCAACCAGCCGCAGCCUCCACCUCAACAGCCACAGCAGCCGCAACAACCCCAGCCCCCCAUCCAGCCACCACACAAGCAACUGACAAGCUCUUCAUGGAGCAACUCGGGCAGCAACAUGGUGACAGCUCCGGCCGUAAACACCUACAAAAAACCCACGUUUCACCAGAACAAGCUGCAGAAGCCCAAAGGGCCUCCCAAGCAGCCUCAGCUGCAUUACUGUGACAUUUGCAAGAUCAGCUGUGCAGGCCCGCAGACGUACCGGGAGCACCUUGAAGGCCAGAAGCAUAAGAAAAAGGAGGCAGUGCUUAAAUCUGGGGGGCAAACGGGGACCAGCAAUGGGCCCAGAGGGGUCCAGACUCAGUUACGCUGUGAGUUAUGUGAUGUCUCCUGCACCGGAGUGGAUGCCUACGCUGCCCAUAUUCGUGGGGCUAAACACCAGAAGGUGGUGAAACUUCACACCAAGCUGGGCAAACCUAUACCUUCCACUGAGCCAGUGUUGGUGAAUUCUGCUCCAGUUAUCACAACCUCGACAGCUGGGAAACCUCUAGUCUCGACGUCCACUCCUGUCUCUGUCUCAACCACUUCAACGCCCACUGCAACACCCAAACAGGUGGCUGUAAACGCCAUGGUCAAAACAGCAGCACCAAUCAAGAAACCAGCUCCUUCCAAAAUAACUGUCAUUUCCAAUAAGCCUGCCAGCACUCCAGCAACUACAGUGACAGCAGCAGCAGCAGUGGUGGUGGCUGCCAAGGUGGAGAAGCCCAUACAACAGUCAGCUCAGAAAAUGGAGCCUCAGAGUGACGAUGAGGAUGGUGACAGAGCUGGAGGUCAGGGAGACAUCCAACCAGUGGGACAUGACUACGUAGAGGAGGUACGUAAUGAUGAUGGCAAGGUGAUUCGAUUCCACUGUAAACUGUGUGAGUGUAGCUUCAACGACCCCAACGCUAAAGACAUGCACCUGAAAGGAAGAAGGCACAGACUCCAAUACAAAAAGAAAGUGAACCCGGAGCUUCCUGUGGAGAUCAAGCCAAGUAACCGGGCCAGGAAGCUGCAGGAGAGCAAGCUGAAGAAGCAGAAGCAGAAGGCGGUGCUAAAGAGACAGAGAGACGAUGAGCAGCGCUGGCACAUGGAGAUGAGGUCAGACUCAUGGCCAAAGCGAUAUGAGGAGGACAUGUACUGGAGGAGGAUGGAGGAGGAGCAGAUGUAUUGGGGGGAGCAGAGACGCAGAAUGACUCCCCCACCGCUGAUGAGCCGCCCUGGUAUGCCAGUACCCCCUCUACUGACGUGUGUACGUCGGCCAGACUCUCCCGAUGACCGUCACAUCAUGGCUAAACACUCCACCAUUUACCCAGUAGAAGAAGAGCUGCAGGCUGUUCAGAGGAUUGUCUCCCACUCUGAGAGAGCCCUGAAACUGGUGUCAGACUCCCUGCUGGAUAAGGAGAUACCAGCUGUUACUACCGCUGCUGCUGCUGAAGGAGGAGAUGAAAAAGGUACUGAGAACUCAGCACGGCUGCUAAAAGGUGUAAUGAGGGUGGGCAUCCUGGCCAAAGGCCUGCUGCUUCGUGGGGACAGAAAUGUCGAGCUCAUCCUGCUGACUGCUAAGAAACCUACCAUCUCUUUACUGAAGAGCAUUGCCAAGCAGCUGCCCAAGGAACUGGAGACAUUUUCUGAAGAUCAGUAUGAGGUGCAGGCUCACCCCGAGGAGGCGAACAUCGUGAUAUUUUCAAGCAAGGAGCCCAAAAUGCAGGUGACCAUUUCUCUCACCUCGCCGCUGAUGAGGGAGGACACUGCUGCUGAGAAGGACAAGCAGGCAGGAGGAAAAGCGGCUGAGAAAGAUGUGGGUGAAAAGGAUCCUCCUGAUCUUCUGAAUAAGAAGAAAUGUCUGGAAUACCUGGCUGCUCUCCGUCACGCCAAAUGGUUUCAGGCUCGCGCAAACGGGCUGCAGUCCUGUGUGAUCGUCAUCAGGGUGCUGAGAGAUUUAUCUCAGCGGGUUCCUACCUGGGGGAAGAUGCCUGGCUGGGCAAUGGAGCUGCUGGUGGAGAAAGUGAUCAGCAGUGCUACAGGCCCGCUCAGCCCAGGAGAAGCCAUGCGCAGAGUGCUGGAGUGCAUCUCCACAGGCAUCCUGCUACCAGAUGGACCAGGGUUGAUGGACCCCUGUGAGAAAGAGCCAACAGAUGCUUUGGAAAGCAUGAUGCUUCAAGCCAGAGAGGACAUAACUGCCAGCGCACAGCAUGCUCUGCGGCUGCUUGCUUUCCGUCAGAUCCACAAGGUUCUGGGCAUGGGGUCCCUGCCGGCGUCCAAGGCCAGCGCUCGCAACCGCAAACGUCGACGGGAUGGCAGCGACACGGGCGAAGGGGAGGGGGAAGGCAAAAAAGACAAGAAGGAAGAAGUGGAGAGUGCUUGACGACUGCCUACAGAGCAGAGGCGUUUGCUAGUUUAGAGACUGGUAGAAUGUCACAACUUUAAACUUUUCUUAUCUUGGAAACAAUCUUAACACGCAGCUAUACAAAUGAAUAUAACUGACUGUACAUGUUACAUGUCUGCCCUUGAAUUAAGAGGAAUAGGUGUUGGAGGCAGAGGCUGAAAUGUGAGAAUCUGUACUGCAGUUCCUUCCCCCCGUAUAGUAACUUGUUGCAAAUGUGUCUUAAAAUGUGCAGAGAAAAUUGGCUCAGUAAAAAAAAAUCAUGAAAAUGACUUAUCAUUCCAUUUUGCUAUAAUUUCACGCUAACUACAGAUUAUCCCGCCCCUGUUUGUUCACAUUCAGUUGUAUUGUUUACUAUGACAUUAAAGCCUCCAAUUAAA